CGCAGCAAUCAAGGCCAUAUUCAGGUGUAUAAAAGGGUAGUGGGAAGUGCAACAAUGGAGCUAUCUUUCCACUGCUCUCCAGCUCGCCUCUCAAUUGAAAAAUGGUUAAACACGAUCCAUUUGCUGCCCUCUCUCCUCCCAAAGAAAAGAGAAAGUCCUUUUUGUCCCAGGUCAUCACCAAUCCUGAUGCCUCCUCCUCGCCCUUCAGAUCAAACUCUACAAGGUCCCAUCGCAGCUCUGACAGGCCCAGCGAUAUCCAUGUUCCUUCCUCCUUGAAGUCAAAGACUCCCAGGGCCUUCACCAGAUCCUUUUCCCAAAACAAACCUGCUUUUGCUCAAACAGAUACCAUCAAAUCCACUUUUUCUGACGAUUCCCAUUUUCUCCAGGAAACAGGCUCUGGUCUUACUACAAACAAACUCAACCAGCAACAAACAACUAAAAACCACGAAAUAGACACUCACACUCUAACUUCAACUCAGAAGUCUAUUCCAGAAUCCAAAACUAGCAAUCUUUCCUCCACCUCUUCUGCAAAUGUUCCUCCUCCUUUGGUUGCUGCAAUCACUUCAAAUUUGCUCAACACAACUAACCCCAAGACCCCUAUCAUACACGAUGACGAAGUUUUGUUGCACGACUCUCAAAGAGCCAUUCCACCAAACGCUUCUGCUAUCGACAAGUAUGAAAAUGAUAAUCCCAACCAGGAUACUACUACUGUUCAUCAUUCACCCUCCUCAAGCACAUCUCAUGAAAAGUCACCCAAUACUAAUAAUCAUAUUGAUAAUCAUAUUGAUAGCCGUAUUGAUAAUCGCAUUGAUAAUGAUAAUAUUGAUGACACUCACAUUGAUGAUACCGUUAUUAUUACAAAGAAAUAUGACGAUCAAGAGCCUAUUCCUGAAAAACCCCAAACUUCAAAAACGAUUGAUCAAUUGAACGAUUUACAAUACAACAGUAACGAACCAAUUGAUUUGGGCGCAGGUUUGAAACAACCAAAGGGCAAAAUAUACCUAAUUGCUCAAAAUCGAUUGAAACCAAUUUUCAGUAAAAUCGACUCCAACUCAAAACUAUAUCACCAACAAAACGCAGAAUCCUCCAGUGAAAAAAAGAAGACAAAACUAAUCAAACACCAAAACAAAUUGGAAAAAAUCUCUUCCAAAAACCAAAAAAAAUUGGAAAAAAUACAAUCAAACUAUGACGACAAAAUCAAACAGAUCCAAUUGCAAAUUGAUCAAAUUGAAAAAAACAUUAAAAUCCAUAAAGAAAACCACGUUUUUUUCUUAAACAACGCAAAGGAAGAACAUGAGUUUAAAAUCAAACAAAUUGAAGAAAACUUUGAAUUUGAAAAAAACUUGAUUAUUCAACAAGCAGACCAAUUGAAUCUCAAAUUACAAGAAAAUAAAAGAUCCCAUAUGAAGGCAAAGCAAUUGGCCCAAUACGAUAUCUCAAUUCUAAAUCGAAACAUCGGCAAUUUACAUACCAAAAAUAAAGAGCUCAUACUACAAUCAAAACAACUAAAUGAAGUUUUGAUUUCAAAGCGUGAAUAUCUAACCAAAUUAAAUCAUCUUCAACAGGAAAAUGAAAAAAAAAUUUUUGAAAGUAAUAACGAGCCAAAUGAAUAUUCAAAUCAAAUAGAUAUCACAACCAAACCUGUUCAAACGUCCGAAACCGAUGAGAUAUUGAGCGAAGCUCCCAAAGAAUCAAAAGACCCAGUGGUUGAAACUGAUGUUUAUGAGAAAAAUAAUGAAAACCACACUCAAAGUUCCUCCAAAAACUCUACUGGAACCAAUUUAGUUAUAGAUAAUGAAAAAAACACUAAAGAAAUUGAAAUCACCAAAUCAGAAAUUUCGGACCUUGAAAAGAAAAUCGGUACCAUUGAAGAGGAGAUAAGAGUGAACGAAGACCAGAUUGGCAAUGAUCGAAAUAAAAUCCAGGAAAUUGAAAUUAAAGAAAGCCAGCGCUUGGAAAGAGAAAAAGCCGAAAGAGAAAAAUUGGAAAAACUGGAAAGAGAACGAUUGGAAAGAGAAGCAAUCGAGGCUGAACAAUUGAAAAGAGAAGACGAACAAAGAGUGGCUCAAGAGAGAUUGAACUCUGAACGAAAACUAAAAGAGCAGCAAGAAGCCAUUGAAAAAGAAAGAAUCGAACAAGAAAGGAGGGAAAAACAAAGGUUCGAAAAAGAGGAAAAACGCAAGGUGAUGAGCCAGAUCAACGUCGAUGGUGACAAGAACAAGGAGAUCUUGAAGAAGUUCAAGUAUCCUGAUGUUCCUGCUCCAGAGCCUGCCUCAGACUCUGAGCAUGAGUAUGUGUAUGAAUGGAAGGAAGUGGCACCCUCAACGACGUUGGCGCCCUCCGACAGCAUCAUCAAGUUUGAAACUGUAAGGCCCAAAGGCAAGAAGUGAUCCAGCAGUAACAACAGCUGGUGUUUUGUUCUGUUUUUUUGUCUUUUUGUUUUUUUGUCUUUUUGUUUUUUUGUUUUUUUGUUUUUUUGUCUUUUUGUUUUUUUGUCUUUUUGUUUUUUUGUCUUUUUGUCCUUUUGUCUUUUUGUUUUUUUGUCUUUUUGUCCUUUUGUCUAUUUUUGUUUGUGUCUAUUUUUGUAUUUUAUAGUGAACCAACCGCUGUUUGCCUGUCUCUGCAGCCGUGAGAAGGCCCGCCGUGCUGGUGCGGGAAACGCAGUGGAGCCUUAAAUACACUGAGUUAUCUUGAGAUAUACCCAAAUAUCUCC
Molecule: messenger RNA, 2713 nt
Organism: Ascoidea rubescens DSM 1968
Lineage: Eukaryota; Fungi; Ascomycota; Saccharomycetes; Ascoideales; Ascoideaceae
Exons: 1
Coding region: 102-2390 (762 amino acids)
Source: RefSeq, a predicted model, not a curated record